AUGCAGGAAACUAUGAGCGAAAUCAGAACGAAUGGACCUGUUGUUGGCGAUAUACAAAUUUAUGACGAUUUAUUUGGUUUUACAGGAGAUGGUGUAUACAGAAGAAGUCAAUACGCCAAACCAUAUAACCCGGCCCUUUAUCAUACAUUUGAAAUUAUUGGAUACGGAACUCAAGUUUGUAAUGGUUAUGAAGUCCUUUAUUGGAUAAUCAAAAAUUCUUGGGGCGCAGAAUGGGGUGAUAAUGGUUUCUUCAAAAUUCGGCGUGGUUGGAAUGAAUGUGAAAUUGAAAGCAAACAAAUAUCUUUUGGAAUGCCUGAUUUUUAA
This is a messenger RNA of Meloidogyne enterolobii, 324 nucleotides long. NCBI's taxonomy places the organism in Eukaryota, Metazoa, Nematoda, Chromadorea, Rhabditida, Meloidogynidae. The record is from the annotation of a GenBank genome assembly.